AUGAAUAGACUUAGAAAGGCGCUUUCCAUAGACAACAGCAGCAAGAACAAAAAGAGGUUCUCGCUGUUUAGUAGCCAACAUGCGGCGGCAACAGAACAGCCUGAUGCGCUGCCUCGUUUAUCCAUCAGUUCUCCCUGUGUUGAACAUCCACCAGCAAUCAAUUCAGCCAUAGAGUUCAACACCAAUAAACAGCAUCAGGUAUUUGGACUGAGAUCAGCGCAUUCUCUUACAUCGUUUGACGAGAAUCUACUGGCAUCACCCACAAAGGAAAAACCGUUGAUGAGUCGUAGUUUGCAAUCGAUUCAUUCCUCAUCAGCAUCGAGCUGUUCAUCUGAUCUGCCACCACUACCAGCAGUACCACCAGCCACACAGAGUGCAGCAGAGGAUACACAAGAUUAUUUGCAAUUGGGCAUGAAAUACCAUGAGAAAGGAGAACUGGAAAAAGCGACACAUUACUGGCGGCUCUCAGCAGAAGCUGGAUCACCACUAGGACUCUUCUUUUACGGCAUUGCGUUGCGACAUGGAUGGGGAUGCAAGCGAAAUCCCACAAAAGCAGUUUGCUACCUCCAGAGUGCAGCUGAGUGUGCAGUGUAUGAUUUGCAAACUGGCAUCGCUCAGUCAGCGUCGGUCGCAAAAUCUGAAUUAGUGCUUGCUAUUUAUGAACUCGGUGUUUGUUUUCGACAUGGAUGGGGUGUACCUAAAAAUUUGGAAACAGCAACCUACUAUUUCCAAGUCGCUUCUAAUCUGGGAGAUCCAGACGCACAAAAUGAUUUGGGAUUCUGUUAUGCGCAUGGACUUGGUGUGAAAAAGGACUUGUACUGUGCUGCCAAAUACUAUCGAUUGGCAGAGAAGCAGGGUCAGGGCAUGAUUGGCAAUUCUUGGAUCUGGAAAGAGAAAUACAACCAAGUGGAUGAACCUGGCUGGAAUGGAAAAGUCAAAAAGUGA
Molecule: messenger RNA, 945 nt
Organism: Mucor velutinosus
Lineage: Eukaryota; Fungi; Mucoromycota; Mucoromycetes; Mucorales; Mucoraceae
Product: MFS domain-containing protein
Exons: 2
Coding region: 1-945 (314 amino acids)
Biological process (GO): negative regulation of G2/M transition of mitotic cell cycle
Cellular component (GO): cell division site
Molecular function (GO): protein binding
Source: RefSeq, a predicted model, not a curated record